This is a messenger RNA of Megalops cyprinoides (Indo-Pacific tarpon), 1860 nucleotides long. RefSeq names its product RAP2C, member of RAS oncogene family (gene rap2c). Gene Ontology annotation, molecular function: GDP binding; GTPase activity; GTP binding. Bases 1001 to 1552 code for a protein of 183 amino acids. Lineage: Eukaryota; Metazoa; Chordata; Actinopteri; Elopiformes; Megalopidae. The transcript has 3 exons. Gene Ontology annotation, cellular component: plasma membrane. The record is from RefSeq and is a predicted model, not a curated record. Gene Ontology annotation, biological process: Rap protein signal transduction; negative regulation of cell migration.
UCUAGGAAAAGAAAAAAACGAGGAUCUCAGAGUUACUACGGAGCGUACCGUCAGUAUCCCAGCUAGAGUCACCUGCAGCUGGAAAGUGCGGGGCUGAUCAGUGGACACCCAGGGCUAUCUAUGACAACUGUACCGAUAGAGAUGGUCAAUCAAACCGUCUGAUUGGGUCCGCUUGUGGCUACACUGCCCAGCGCAUUGGCGCUCCGUAGCUUGUUGCGGCGUCAAGGGAGGGAGCGAGCGUGAGAGGGAGGGGAUAGAACGGAGGCCGAUGGAAAAAAGAGGGGAGUGGAGGAGGUUCCAGUUUCACCAUAAACAGCGAUCUCGGGGAACGGCAACGAACUGAAAUUUAAACUUGUUGCAAAAUCGGAAUAAACGGUUGCGAGAUAGAGUACAGAUAUUGAGACGGGAAGCUAACUAGGUAGCACCGCAAGGAGGUGAGCCAGGCGAGCCGUCGAGCGUGCAUGUGACAGACAGCUAGUGCGACACCGGUAUGGUAGCCAGCAAAUGCCGUGGAUUGUGGAGAUUCAUUCACAUGCUAUCCAAAUAUGAGGACGACAAUACAUCAGUGGUGUAUGGUUCCUCGUUAGAUAGCCACUUGGAAAUGAUCCGGAGCAUAUGUCGAAUGUAAGGUCUACCUGCAGCCGUCCAAAAUUCGUGUCAAGGUAAGGUUAUGUUUACUCUGCGAGUAUAGAAUCUGGCAUUAGGCUCUUUAUCGGGAACGAGCAUGGAGGGGCGUUGUGAGAACGGCACGCUUUAGUUGAACUCAAGACUUUGAUCGCCCUUUUCUAAUGUUUUGCCUCGUAUCAAGCUGGCGAGCUAUUUGUGAGCUUAUGCACAAACAAAAUAGCCACACCACGCCCAAAGGAUCACUCGAGGGGGUAGUCUUUCUGUGCCGUCAAAGUGAUCUAUUUUGUACAUUUUCUGUAGAUUUAUGUUGUGAUCGGAUACAGUCAGCUAAGCUAAGCUAGCUAACUAGCUCGGGUCAAGCUCGUGCACACUCAUGAAGGAGUACAAAGUAGUCGUUCUUGGAAGCGGCGGCGUCGGUAAAUCCGCGCUGACCGUCCAGUUUGUCACGGGCACUUUCAUCGAGAAAUACGACCCGACCAUCGAGGACUUCUAUCGGAAAGAGAUCGAGGUGGACUCGUCGCCUUCUGUGCUGGAGAUCCUCGACACAGCAGGAACGGAACAGUUCGCCUCCAUGAGAGAUUUGUACAUCAAGAAUGGCCAAGGCUUCAUCCUGGUGUACAGCCUUGUCAACCAGCAGUCGUUCCAGGACAUCAGGCCGAUGAGGGACCAGAUCGUGCGGGUGAAGCGCUUCGAGAAGGUGCCCCUCAUCCUGGUGGGGAACAAGGUGGACCUGGAGUCGGAGCGGGAGGUGCCGGGGUCGGACGGCCGGGCGCUGGCCCAGGAGUGGGGCUGCCCCUUCAUCGAGACCUCGGCCAAGAGCAAGACCAUGGUGGACGAGCUGUUCGCCGAGAUCGUGCGGCAGAUGAACUACGCCACACUGCCGGAGAAGCAGGAGCAGUGCUGCACGGCGUGCGCCAUCCAGUGAGAGCCGCCCGCCACGCACCUUAUCUCCAGACACAUUACCAGGCCGGACACCCUUCACCAAGUCUCCGCUUUGACAACCUGUGACCUACCGUCGCACACCUGGGACACCAUGCCCUCUGACCUAUGAGAUGUUACUGCGGCAGAGGGCAGCUUCCCCAGUUGGGCCAGUCGCAGGGGGGGGGCAAGAUUCUUGAGCUCCUCCAGCCCCUGACCUCUUGACCCCAGAGUGUAUGCUCCUCUGCUGAUAUGACUGACCUUCAAGGAACCCCUGUUGAUGCUGGGAAUGCACUCUCACCGCAGCAGAGAAGC